ACGCUCAAUAAACGGCGCUAGUGUUUGUCAAGUGUCAUAGCCGUUCCCAUCGGCCCCGACAGUGUUGCGAGACUAAAAUCGGUGAUUUAAUUAGGAAUAACGUACCUCUUUUUUUUUUAGUAAAAUUGUGAAACUUUAAGCAAUAAUGACCGACAAGAAAGCGUAUCCGGUGGCCCCGCACCCACCGACCGGCUUUGUGCCCGCGCCAACGCAACCCCCAACCUACGGUGUUGCAGGCGCCGCACCCUACGGAGUAUUUCCCAAUCAACCUCAAUUAUAUGCGACGCAAGGUCCACCGCCGCCGACAUAUGACCAGACUCUUACGCAUCCUAUGAUGUAUCAGCCAAUGUACGGACAAGGAUAUCCUUUGCAAUAUUAUCCACCGGGAUAUCCAUUGCAGUAUUAUCCGCCAUUAACUGCGACAACGGCAUAUUAUCCCGCUAUGCAGCCUGCUCCCGUAAGGCCCACUAUUAUGGUACCUAAUGGCUUCGACGGUACCCGCUUCGAUGGCAUCUCGCAGCCGGUGCUGCCACCACCACCACCCGGAGUGGCCGCGAAUGCUGCACAACUGGCCGCGAUGGCCGGCCAUAGCGUAGCCCUGUCGCAAAAGAAGGGUUCGUUCCUGGGAGGGGGAACGGAGGGCGGUUAUACCUUUUGGUAAAUCGUCGAAGCACCCUUCGUGUAACAUACAUACAUGGAGACACACCAUGUAUACUCAUAAUAAACACACUACAUAACUGUUGGGAGCGCUGUGUUGUCGAGAUGACGAGGUUACGUUAGGCAACUUCUAAUAGAACUCUGCUUUUUUUAGGCCGUUGCACAUGAACAAGUUUUAGUCGCGUAAUCGCCGUAAAAUAAAACAAGAAAAAAAAAACAAAACUGAUCAACAGUCAAACACUCUACAUGACGCGUGAAAAAGUUUUAACCGCAAUUGUAAUGCGUGGUCUACAAUGGCAGCAAGAGUACAGAGUACAAGAGUAAGCAGUAAGCAGUACGAAAUAGGAUUUGCUCAUUUCGUUACUUCCGACGAAAUGAGCGAAUCCUAUUUCGUACUUCUUACUCUUGUACUCUGUACUGUUGCUGCCAUUGUAGACCCCGUAUAAGAUUACAGAUAAAUCGACCAUUUAUAGUUGAGUAUUCUCGCCCAUGCAGCAGACUGACUGUCAAUCUGUCAAUCUACUUGGGCACUAUGUAGUAAAAAUGCUAGAUUGGUCGAGUUUCUUACGGUCUUGCAGGUGUGAUUACAAUUUUUUCACGUAUUAUGGCCUUUAUUAUUACAUACAUAUAUACAUUUGGUGAGAAUGCUUGACUGUGAUUGGUCGAUUACGACCUUAUAUAGUUAUGACUAAAAUUUUUUUACAUGCAAUAGCUCUUUCUCAUCGCUAUUGGAGACAACACACACACAUACACUCUACAUUUCAUCGAUAUUUAUUAAUAUUGAUACAACAUUGUGGGCAGAUUGUACACACACACAUUUAAUAUAAACAGCAACUGUGAGAGUUCUCACACGAUUCACCUACGGCAAGAUUUAUGAUCGAUAGAAGCAAUCCAAUGAUCUCAAGGACAUCUUCGCCGUCUUGGUGAUCGAUUUGCGCAUUUCAUGUACUGUUGAACUUGAAAAGAAAUCGUCUUGGCCGAGAAAAACUUGGACGCGACGAGAAACUCGUUGAACAUCCUCGAAAAAGAGUUUUUUUAACUCAUUUUUCCUUGAAAAUCGGAAUGGCAAGCAGCGUUACACGAGUUUUCGAGGAUCCAACAAUCCUUCAAAGUUUCGAGCCCAAGAAUCCGACAAUUAAGAAAAAAAAUAGCUCAUACUAUACCGAAUAUUGUAGAUCCGCGAUAAAGAAAAUUUAAAUUCAGAAUUUCUGCAAUUAAACUUUUUUUUAAUUCAGAAAAUGUAAAAGCUAUAAUUUACUGAUAUAAUCAAAUCGGAAGAAUCACGAAAAGUAUUUAGAUCCAGAAUUUUAAGAACUCAGAGUUUUAGGAACUUUAGAAUUUCAAUGUUUCGAAAAAAAUGUUUUUUUAGCUGAACUGGAACGGAAUAAAGAAUAAGAUUAAAAAAAAAGAGAAAAAAAAGAAAUGUAUAUGUAUGUGUGUGCGCAAGAAGUUCAGCUAAAAAGAACAAAAAUCUAUACAGUUGAAGAUCUGAAUUUUCACAUCUAAAGUUUUAAGGACAUUAAGGACACACAAUCUGAAUGAAUUUUGUUUAAGGAAAAAAUAAAGCGAUAACUGAAACACUGGUCAACACUAAUUUAUUACCAAUUAGAUCUUAGGAUAACUUUAGGUGCCUUCCAUUUAGUGACGCAAGUCGACACAAAUCUAAAGUCUGCUCUUUUUAGUUUCCGUAGUUCACAGUUUAUCUUUUUUCUUCUAAUAUAGAGUAAAAGAGAUCAACUUUGCACUGAUGUAGCUAAAAAGAACAAACGUUAGAUUUGUGUUGAUUUGUCUCACUAAAUAGAAAAUACUUUUGUUGCUGAUUCCGAAUAUUGGUUUUCCUAGCUUGGCUCUACUUUUUAAUGGGUAUCCUAUGAAAAAUAAAAAAUAUAAUGAUCAGGUGUAACCUAAAUCAUGUGGAAACUGUUUCAAAUCGUUAAAAAAAAAAUAUAUAUAUAAAAUAUCUAAUGGCUUUAUAUUCAAUAAAAUAAACAAAGUAACCUGAUUCAGAAAAUCACAAUUUACAUAGAAAAAUGCUGUAAUGUUAAAGAAUAAAAAGACAUAAACUGUAUGGUGUAAAAUCGUAUUAAUCCAUUAUUAGAGCCAAUGUGGCAAAACUGUUUGUCAUUUUUGGAUUCAGCAUCUUCAAAUACCCUAAAAUUCGUUCAAACAUCCUUGACAAUUAAACAAAAGUUAAUUUUUGUUGAUCAGUGAAACUUAUGAUCUUGAUUUUCUCAUUGGGUUUUCAUGGAUUUAAAAUAUUCAGGAUCGAAGCAGUUUAUAUUAGUAAUUUCUAUUAAUUCAAGGAUUAAAGAAAUAUUAGAUUUAGAUAAAACUUCUUAUAUACUUAAUUAUUAAUUAAAAAUCGAACGAGGCGAAAUAAAAACCCAUGGUCAUAAAUUUUUGACAACCUUGUCUUUUAGUAAAAUCCAUAACAAAGGGGAUCCACAGAGAUGUCAGAGGACUCGAAGGCUCGAAGCACAGUCGUUGUGUCUUUCUUACGAAAAAGAUAUUGCGAGAAUGUUAUUUUACGAAGAACUAAUUAGUUAGGCCAGGAAAAAAUGGACUGAUCUGAUGCCAUUGAUGAGAAUGCGAUUCGUGUCGUUUGCGCUCAUCAAAAGCAGAUGAAGAAGCCCAAGUAGCAAACUGACGUCAUUUUGACAUCUGAUGACGCCAUUUUGAUGUCUGACGUCAUUAUUUUGACGUCUAUGACGUCAUUCGAUGUCUAAUGACAUUUUGAUGUAUGAUGACGUUAUUCGAUGUUAAAGUGACGUAUACUUGCUACUUGGGAGGAAAGAAUCAAGAAUAGAGAGUGCAUGAACCCAAUGUCGACUAUUGUAGGAAUUCACGUGACAUAUUGUGUUGAUAUUUAUAUUUAAAUUAUUGUUAUUUAAACAAUUUAUUUGCAGACCCUCUUUUAGAGACAGAAUCCAUCAGUGCGAUAUGUUUCAAUAAUUAAUUUUGUAUCUGGAGAGAUUGUGAGCGAAAAGAGUGGGAUAGGAGAGAAAAGGAGGGAAGAAAAAGAGUGAGUGAGAGAAUGCGAGACAGACAAAGAAAGUGGAAUGAGUUUUGUUAUCAUGAAAGUGUGCAAUAAGCGUAAAUCUGUUGUAAUAAUAAAAGAAAAAAAACGAUAUUAAUUGAAACUGUGCACUUGUUAUUAGGUUGAAUAAAUGAGUGAGAGAAAAAGAAUAUAGAAAACAGAAUAUAUGCAAGUGAAUGAGUGAAUAAAAGUGUGAGUGAGUGAGAGAAACAAUAGUGAAUGAAAGAAAACAAAUGAAAAUGUAUCACUGCGCAAUGAUCAAUUGUACCAGUUAAUAAAUGCUAUGAUCAUGAAAUUCGUUAA
Nylanderia fulva is the source of this 3997-nucleotide messenger RNA. RefSeq names its product DAZ-associated protein 2. The record is from RefSeq and is a predicted model, not a curated record. Lineage: Eukaryota; Metazoa; Arthropoda; Insecta; Hymenoptera; Formicidae.